This is a messenger RNA of Tauraco erythrolophus (red-crested turaco), 456 nucleotides long. NCBI's taxonomy places the organism in Eukaryota, Metazoa, Chordata, Aves, Musophagiformes, Musophagidae. The record is from RefSeq and is a predicted model, not a curated record.
GAAAAAACCAAAGUGGUUGAACCAUUGGACUAUGAGAACGUGAUCCUUCAACGCAAAGUUCAGAUCUACAGUGAUCCCCUCCGAGACCUGCUGAUAUUUCCAAUCGAAGAUGUAUCUAUUUCAGUCAUUGGUCGGCAGAGAAGGACUGUCCAGUCUACAGUGCCAGAAGACGCUUUAAGGAAAGCUCAGAGCCUCUUCGUCAAAGAGUGCAUUAAAACCUACAGCUCAGACUGGCACGUGGUAAACUACAAGUAUGAGGAAUACUCGGGAGACUUUCGGAUGUUGCCAUGCAAAUCCUUUAGGCCAGACAAGAUUCCAAGCCAUGUGUUUGAAAUUGAUGAGGACUUUGAAAAGGACGAGGAUUCCUCGUCCCUGUGCUCCCAGAAGGGUGGUGUGAUAAAGCAAGGCUGGCUGCAUAAGGCAAACGUAAAUAGCACAAUCACUGUUACCAUGAAG